AUGCCUAUCUGCAUCAGUUGCACUACCCAGACCCCAUACCUUUACACGGUCUACGAAUCAGCAAACAACCUACGGCUCGAAGAAUGUAGUAGCUGCCACGCGUUUGCGGACCCCUACGUUGAACAUGACAAUUUGGUUCUAUUUAUCGACUUAAUUCUACUGAAGCGCGGUGUCUAUCGUCACCUGCUGUUCAAUAGAGGGACAGAACCUCGGAGAUCAGGAUCUGAGAACAAAGGGAAGGAGAGGGAGGAUGCUGGGUACAAUCGCGAAAAGAAGCGCUGGCUUCUUGUCAUGCGGCUUGGUUCCGCGCUUGUGAUCUUGGAUGCAUGUGAGCUCGGGGUUAGCUCUUGCAAUCCACACCGCCUGACCUACUAUAGACCGAGAGGACCGGCUGACGACUCCCCUCCAUGGAAUCACGACGAUGGAGUCGCAUUCCUACGGGUGCUGCUCGGGUGCUUAGCAGAGACUGCCAUAUUUCAUGGUGGCAUAAUCUUUGCCUGCCAUAUAAUGCUCUCCAUUCAGCGUUUCUUGUCUUCCAGGGGAUACGGCGUCGCAUCUAGCGCCUCGCCGGGUAUCAGAUCCGAGUUUCGCCUUUCCCUGAUACCUCUAUCUCUAUUCUAUUCGUCUCUGACCAAGUUAUUUCUUCUGUUUUUACUCUCAAUCUGGCGUCCUGCAACGGCACCAAUUCGACCAUCAGAACACAUUCUGGAACGAUGGGACAAGAAGGCGUACAUCGCGCAUGCCCUUCAGCUUCUUGAUGAUGAUAAAAUUGACCGUGAGUGGGUCGUACGGAAUGUCCUAGGAGGAAUGUCUGCGGGAUUUGCCCUUCGCGUUAUUCUUGAUUCCCAUCCGUUACUGAGCAUGCUCGUCAUUUUGGUGGGUUGGAUGGCUAAAACUGGGAUGGCUCGAGUUGUCAGUUCGUGGGUAGGCGGUGACGAACGAACGGGAGAGGCUUGGCUCGCAUACAGUAUUCCUUGA
Pleurotus ostreatus (oyster mushroom) is the source of this 978-nucleotide messenger RNA. RefSeq lists its product as uncharacterized. Bases 1 to 978 code for a protein of 325 amino acids. Gene Ontology annotation, biological process: sphingolipid metabolic process; regulation of plasma membrane sterol distribution; intracellular sterol transport. The record is from RefSeq and is a predicted model, not a curated record. Gene Ontology annotation, cellular component: Golgi apparatus; cortical endoplasmic reticulum. Lineage: Eukaryota; Fungi; Basidiomycota; Agaricomycetes; Agaricales; Pleurotaceae. The transcript has 7 exons.